AUGGUAACGGCGGAGUCCACGGCAACCACAAUGGCUGGGCGGGGCGGGGCAGGGCGGGGCGGGGCGAGAGCGCCGGGGGAUGUAAACAGCGUGCGGAGGGAGGAGAGAGGCGGCGCGCCAGCCGCAAUGGGAUGUGGCACGUCCAGAGCCGUAUCCACGCAAUCGGAGACCGGCGCAGAGGACAGUCUGGAAAGAAAACGCAAGAUUAAGAACAAUAGGGAAAGCAGCAAAUCAAAUGUAAUUGAUGAUUUGCCUAGAUCCAGAGUGUCAGAUGAAGAUUUAAUUACAUUGCCCGGAGCAGUGCAACAGUCCUUGCCACCCUUAAGGAAACCAAACAGGACAGUACUGCGAAAUGGAUUUAAUGAUGAUUUAGCACUUACUACAAGCAGCUUGCUGAAGAAGAAUGGACCAAUAAAUGAAAUCAAGGAGAGACCAAGAUCUGCUGAGAUUUUGCAAGAACUUUUAGUUCAAGGGAUCUUAAAUCAGGCUCAUAAUGAAGAAUGGCAGGAGGUCUGCAGUCCUCUGUUUGUUGUGAAGUCAACUGAUGGAAUCCUAAAGAAGUUUCCGUCCAGACUCGAUAAGUUAAGGAAAGAAACAACUAAACAAAAAAAUCUAACAAUAGAGGAAAUUGAAAAGAAAAUGAUGACAGAAGAAGAAAGAAGAAAGAUGAAAGAAGUCAAGUUAAAGGAAAGACUGAAUAAGUUUAAUUCUUCAGUGUUGACAAUUGAAGACCAAUCUACUGGAAAGCCAACAGUGCCUGACCAUGCAAAAAUGGAGGAAAUUGUUGAGAAAAUAACGAUCAAACAGAAAGAAAUCCAGCAGGAACUGCAGGAGGUGUCAAAGGGAAAAGACAGAGAUGAUGAACUGGAUGAUAGGACUGGGCCAAUCCAGGAGGAGAGCAAGGUUAAUUAUGCAGACAGCUGCGCGGUUGUAGAAUUAGGUGAUGGCCAUUAUUUGACAACUAAACCAACUGAGAAAGUAAUCGUGAACAAAAGCUGAAUCAAUUUUACAAAUCAUUCAUCAAUUUCCAAAUGACCUGCUUGUAAUGUCUGGGGAUUUUUAUUUUCCUUCUUAACACCAUGUUGCAUUGUCUUAAACUAAGAAUUGC
Pristis pectinata (smalltooth sawfish) is the source of this 1108-nucleotide messenger RNA. RefSeq names its product stathmin domain containing 1 (gene stmnd1). The transcript is spliced from 5 exons. The record is from RefSeq and is a predicted model, not a curated record. Lineage: Eukaryota; Metazoa; Chordata; Chondrichthyes; Rhinopristiformes; Pristidae. The coding region runs from base 1 to 999 and encodes 332 amino acids.